CUGAUUGAGGUUCUCGUGCACGUCGCUGCUGUCAUAAACAUCUUUUGACAGGAGCAACAGGCCCCGCCCCCUCGGUGCAGGCAUGCCGGAGUGGUUUCCGGGCAGGUUUCCAGAGCUUCCUUCCUAAUUCCUGCCGUUGAUCCCCUAAAGAGGCUCAACGGCGAGCGAAUGCGGAUUUACCCCAAUGCCAGGAAUCUCAUCGACGACUCGUGCGUGCUGAUUGGCCCACGCUUUUACUCUGUGGGACGCAGGGUUGACCUCUCCAUGAGAUGGACACAAAGUGACCACUCGGCCGGAUCGCCAUCCAUCACCAUCGAACCCCCUCAGCAUCUCUCUGAAUCUGGCUCCACUGAGGGGGUCAACCCCCACUUCCUGCCAUUCUCACCACUUCCUGUCAGUUGACCAUCCUGGCCGACGCUUCAACGCACCCCCUGAAGUCUUCUGGUCCGCCUCACACUAAACCAUCAGCGACCACAACAACAUUUGGACUUGAAAAGCCGACGCCCAUUAUGACCUGCUGACCCCGCCCCCCUCCUCUCGUGCAAAAUGGCUGAUGGGCUGCCACCAUGGAUGCUGCCGUUGCUCCUGCUCACCUCCUGUUCCCCAUGCCGAGAGUCUGCCUGCGUCUCAUCCUUCCCACGAGACCUGGAGCCAAUCAACGUGGUCGAGCGGGAGCAGUCGCGCCACUACGCCAGAUUCCAAGGACUCCUGCAGGACAAUGACACGCGUCUAGACUUUCAGAGGAUGUUACGCGUCAACCGCAUGCUCUUCAUCACUGCCAGGGAUCACGUGUUUGCAGUCAACCUCUCGACGGCGGCGGAGGCGUUUGUCCCUCAGCUGAAGCUGACGUGGCGCUCCAAAGACGUGAGCAAGUGUGCGGUCCGAGGAAAGAAUAGCGACGAAUGUUACAACUACAUCAAAGUUUUGGUGGCGCGAGACGACGAGACGCUGUUUGCCUGUGGGACCAACGCCUUCAACCCCACCUGCCGGAACUACAAGAUGACCACGCUGGAGCAGGUGGGGUCGGAGAUGGUGGGCCAGGCUCGUUGUCCCUUUGAGUCGGGUCAGUCCAACGUGGGAUUGUUUGCUGGUGGAGACUUCUACUCGGCCACCAUGACUGACUUCCUUGCCAGUGACGCUGUCAUCUACCGGAGCCUCGGAGCUGGGCGGCCGGUCCUCAGGACGGUCAAGUACGACUCCAAGUGGCUCCGAGAGCCGCACUUUCUGCAUGCCAUCGACUACGGGAGCUACAUAUACUUCUUCCUGAGCGAGAUAGCCGUGGAGUACACCACCUUGGGGAAGGUUGUGUUCUCUCGGGUGGCGCGGGUGUGUAAGAACGAUAACGGCGGCUCUCCAAGAGUUCUGGACAAGUACUGGACUUCCUUUCUGAAGGCCCGUCUGAACUGUUCGGUCCCGGGAGAUUCUUUCUUCUACUUUGACGUGCUGCAGUCGCUCACCAACGUGCUGCAGAUCAACGGCAGGCCUGCUGUGGUCGGCGUCUUCACCACACAGGCCAACAGCAUCCCUGGCUCCGCGGUGUGUGCGUUCUACAUGGAUGAUGUUGAGAAGGUGUUCAACGGAAGGUUUAAGGAGCAGCGGAACAGUGACUCGUCGUGGACUACAGUCCCAGAUGAGCAGGUUCCCAGGCCCAGACCUGGUGUGUGUGCCGGCGACGGCCCGGCGGCCGACUACAAGUCUUCUGUUCAGUUCCCGGAUGAGACGUUGACUUUUAUCAAGUCGCACCCUCUGAUGGAUGAAGCCGUUCUCUCCGUCAACCAUCGGCCGUCUUUCACCAGGACGUCCAGCAGGUCCAAGCUGACCCAGAUUGUGGUGGACGCGGCGGCCGGCCCCUACAAGGAUCGGACCAUUAUGUUCCUGGGUUCCGAUGACGGGAGAGUCCUGAAGGUUUUGGCCGGCAUGCUUCCCAAUGACACCUUCGGAUCCAAACUUCUGGAGGACAUAGACGCCUACGACCCAUCCAGGUGUGACCUUCAGGACCAAGAGGACAGGAGGGUUCUGGGCCUGGAGCUGGACAAGGACCACCACGCCUUGUUUGUCGCCUUCACCAACUGCAUCAUCCGAGUGCCGCUCAGCCGCUGCAGCCGACAUGGCGCCUGCAAGAAGGGGUGUCUGACAUCUCGUGACCCGUACUGCAUCUGGUUGCGCACGGGGAGCUGCACUAACAUGGCGCCUGGUUUCAAGGCGGGGUUUGAACAGGACAUCGAGGGCGACCACUCGACUGCGGCCGCCUGCCACGCUGACAUCUUGGACACCUCGAGUGACCGGGAGUCGCCUGCAGACUCGGCAUACGGUGUCCAGCGUCUUCCUGACGUGGACCAGCGUUCAGCCGCUCACGUGCAUUACACGCUGCUGCUCGCCUGCGUGCUACUCGCCUUCUUCCUGGGCGCGAUCUUGUCCGCCUUUCUUGCGUCGUGCUACUGCGGCCGCAGCUCCACCCACCACGCCGGGAAGUUGUCCAAAGACCCGGAGGAGGUGCUGCCACACGCCUUGUCCCUGCGCUCCCUCGCCAAGCUGAGCGGCCUCCUGGACGGGCAGCCCAAGGAAGAAAAAAUUGACAUGUCCACGUGUCCAAAGAUGUACACCUCCUUCAUCCCCAACGGAGGCACAGAACCUCACCUCGCCACUGCCGCAAACCAGAACCUUCCUCUGGGAGAGGCCCGACUCAGCCUGUCCCAGGAGGAUGUCGAGCUGUCGAGUGUUCCCACGCCGGACCCCAGUCCAGAAUUCCCAAAGCAGACGAGUGAGGUCGGGCGGCAUCACCCGUGCGAGACGGCCUCAGACGCCACCAAGGCGGUGACGGGAAAGUCUCAACCCACCUACCUGCAAUGUCGCCAUGGCAACAGUCAUAGCGAGCAUGGCAAUGCUUGGAAUGAUGAGCAGGUCACAGGAGACGGCCAUCACUGCUACAAGUCGAGCCCCCAAGUACCCGUGGACGUGUCGGCGCUGGACGAGCUGCUCAAGCACAUCCACGAGGUCAGCGCCUCCGGAAGUGGAGGAAUCAAAGUCCUGACGUCCUCGUCAUCUUCCUCCAUGGGGCAUCAUCAUCAUCCUCAUGGCUUCAACCACAGCCAUCGCCAAGGCAACCAGCACCACGACACCAGCCAACAUCAUCAUCAUCAGCAGCGAAUCCCCGAGACGGAACAGACUUCGUACUACGGCGACUCCACGCCACUGUGGGACGGCCUCUCCAAACAACUGGACACGCCUACUCGAAACUCCGCCUCCUCUUCAGCCAGCAAGGCUGCAAUCCCGUCCUCGCGGUUCUUGGAGAUGCCCGGACACUUGCAGCGGCACGCUCUGGUAAAGAUGGGCAGCGGUGUGCCGCGUCACCACAGCUUCAACCAGCGGGGGGCACCACCAUUCCUCGCCAGGAUGAACACUAACAGCAGCAGUAACGGCCCCCCCGUCGCCAGCGCCUGUCUGACGCGACAACACAGCUACAGCGAAGGGCCGCAUGCCCAGCGGGCGGCCGUCGUGCGGCGGACGGUGUCCAUGAAACCCAAAGUCCCGCCCAAACCCUUGUUCCUUCCCAAUGUGGCCGCAUCGGCGCUCGCUGAGGCGACCAAGUCGAACUACUGACGCGAAACGAAGAAAGAAAAACGGCACCACGUGUUGCUCCCUUAGGACUCAUCAGGAUCAGGACGACGACAGGAACAUGAUGGACACCUCCAAAGGAGUAGCCCCUCCCACUCAGCAUCCCAUAACCGCCAGGCUGAGGGUUCACCAGAACUUCUUGUACCAUAUUGGUAUGUGUCACCUGACUAGGGGGUGGGGCAUCUUGCAAUAACACAGGCUAACAGCAGACGUUAGCAUGUUGCUGGAGACUUUCCUACUUUUGGAUUUCAAAUAAAGUUUUCAAACAAAAAGAGUCAAGUCAGUUUUAUUGAAACUUUUACACUGAAAUCCUGAAGAAGAAAAACAAUUACGCUUCCAUGGCAACAUUAAGGCAUCUCAAAUGGAAUACUUCCAGUAGUAC
Molecule: messenger RNA, 3997 nt
Organism: Dunckerocampus dactyliophorus (ringed pipefish)
Lineage: Eukaryota; Metazoa; Chordata; Actinopteri; Syngnathiformes; Syngnathidae
Product: semaphorin-6D-like
Exons: 23
Coding region: 547-3600 (1017 amino acids)
Biological process (GO): semaphorin-plexin signaling pathway; neural crest cell migration; positive regulation of cell migration
Molecular function (GO): semaphorin receptor binding; chemorepellent activity
Source: RefSeq, a predicted model, not a curated record